This is a messenger RNA of Raphanus sativus (radish), 4697 nucleotides long. RefSeq names its product probable pre-mRNA-splicing factor ATP-dependent RNA helicase DEAH8. Lineage: Eukaryota; Viridiplantae; Streptophyta; Magnoliopsida; Brassicales; Brassicaceae. Gene Ontology annotation, molecular function: ATP hydrolysis activity; RNA binding. Gene Ontology annotation, cellular component: intracellular anatomical structure; catalytic step 2 spliceosome. Bases 301 to 3039 code for a protein of 912 amino acids. The transcript has 3 exons. The record is from RefSeq and is a predicted model, not a curated record.
AAUUUUUUCACGUUUUAAAAGCAAUAAAGAAAAGAUAAGACACGUGUUUUUCUUGUUUACCACGUAUACGUGACUUUUUCUCAUUUAUAAUCCAUAAAUAAAUGGAAAAAAACGGGCGAAAAAAGGAAAUUCCCAUUGAGAAAACUAUAUACAUAAAGGAGGGACUCUGCUCUUUUUCGUUAUAUCACACACAAAUAGGAAGCCAACACCAAUAAUUAGGGUUUGCGCCUCUCACAAUCUCCGUUUACAAUUCCAUUCUUCGUUUCGUUUUCCCCCGAGGAGAGAUCAAACGAUACGGAGAUGCAUUCGAAAAUCCAGGUACGAUCAUCAUCGGUUGUAGAUAUGGAUCUAGACGUAGUAGAAGAAACUGUAGAUAGGUCGGCGUCGGGGGAGGGAAAACCAUCUCUCGGUUCCGUCACUGUGAAAUUCAAAUUGAAUAUCGCGAAGAAAAGUUUUAGGAAGAAAAGAAUCAGAGAAGAGGAAGAAGAAGAAGAAGACGGUAAGGUUUUAGGGAACUACGAGAUAGCGAGGUUGAGGGCAGAAGCGAGACGAGAGUAUCUGAAGAAGAGGGAGAGUAAGAAGGUGGAGGAGUUUAAGGAAGAGGUGGAGUUCGAGCUUUCGCGGUUCAAAGGCGUUAAGCUUACAGAGAAGGAAGAGGUGGAGUUUAGGUACAAGAAGGAGCUGUAUAAGCUGUUGAACACCACGUGGGGUGAUGAUGAUGUUGGUUAUUAUAAGAUUCCAGAUGCUUAUGAUGAUCGCGAAGGUGGCGUUGAUCAGAGGAAGAGGUUUGCUGUGGCGAGGCAACGGUGUGGUGAUGGUGAGAUGAUGACGAGGGAGAGAGAAGCUUGGGAGGAUCAUCAGGCGAAGAAGGCGACGGUUAGGUUUGGUUCUAAGGACAAGAAGCAAGUUUGUGAUGGGUUUAAGUUUGUGUUUGACGAGGUGGCAAGCUUCGUCGAGGCGUCUAGUGAGAUGGAAGUUGAUAGAGAGGAGUCAAGAACAGUUGCUGAAAGGGGUAAGGAAGAUAGGAAGAUGCUUCCGAUAUAUGCGUACAGAGAUGAGCUGCUGAAACUCGUUGAAGAGAAUCAGGUUCUCGUGAUUGUCGGGGAGACAGGGUCAGGGAAGACGACGCAGAUACCGCAGUAUCUUCGAGAAGCUGGCUACACAAAGCGUGGGAAGAUCGGUUGCACUCAGCCUAGGAGAGUUGCUGCGAUGAGCGUUGCUUCCAGAGUGGCUCAAGAGCUGGGUGUAAAGCUCGGACACGAGGUUGGAUACUCCAUUAGAUUCGAAGACUGUACUUCGGAGAGAACAGUUAUCAAGUACAUGACUGAUGGGAUGCUGCUUAGAGAGCUUAUCGCUGAACCGAAACUAGAUAGCUAUAGUGUCAUCAUUGUUGAUGAGGCGCAUGAGAGAACGUUGUCCACUGAUAUUCUGUUUGGAUUAGUGAAGGACUUGGCAAAGUUUAGGCCUGACCUGAGGCUGAUAAUCUCAAGUGCAACGCUAGAAGCUAAAAAGUUCUCUGAGUAUUUUGAUUCGGCUAGGAUCUACAUGAUCCCUGGGAGAAGAUAUCCAGUUGAGAAGCUCUUCCAGAGAUUUCCUGAACCUGACCGUUUGGAGACGGCGGUACGAACUGUGUUUCAGAUCCAUCAGAGGGAGCCGCUUGGAGACGUUUUGGUUUUCCUUACCGGACAAGAAGAGAUUGAAACAGCGGAAACGAAGUUGAAGGAAGGGAUGAAAGAUUUGUGUUCAAAGAGCUCUGAGAUCGUUAUCUGUCCUAUCUACUCGAAUCUCCCGACCGAACUACAGGCGAAAGUGUUUGAACCGGCUCCAAAAGGGUCACGGAAAGUUGUCCUCGCGACUAAUAUUGCGGAAACAUCGUUAACAAUCGAUGGGAUUAAGUACGUGGUUGAUCCAGGGUACUGCAAGAUCAACUCUUACAACCCAAGAACCGGAAUGGAGUCGCUUCUCGAAACUCCAAUCUCCAAGGCUUCCGCAGAGCAACGAGCUGGCCGGUCUGGAAGAACCGGUCCGGGCAAGUGUUUCAGGCUGUACAACGUGAAGGACUUGGAGGCCACAACGAUACCUGAAGUGCAAAGAGCAAACCUUGCAAGCGUUGUACUUACUCUGAAGAGUCUUGGGAUCGAAGACGUGUUCAACUUCGACUUCAUGGAUCCUCCACCUGAAAACUCUCUGUUAAAGGCUCUAGAGCUGCUCUACGCUCUCGGCGCUUUGGAUGGGAAAGGUGAGAUUACUAAGCUUGGAGAGAGAAUGGUCGAGUUUCCCGUUGAUCCGAUGCUAUCGAAGAUGAUUGUCGGCUCGGAGAAGUACAAGUGCUCGGCUGAGAUCGUCACUAUAGCCGCCAUGCUGUCUACAGGGAGCUCCAUCUUUUACCGACCAAGCAGGAACCAACAGUAUCUCGCAGACAAUGCACGGAUGAGUUUCUACACAGAUGAGGCCGGUGACCACGUUGCCUUGCUAAGGGUUUACAACUCGUGGAAGGAAAUGAACUACUCAAGUCAAUGGUGCUACGAGAACUACAUCCAGAGCAAGAGCAUGAGAAGAGCUAGAGAUAUACGUGAGCAGCUAGCUGGGCUUCUAAAGAAGAUUGGAGUUGAACUUACUUCGAAUUCUGAGGAUCUAGACGCGGUUAAGAAGGCGAUCCUUGCUGGUUUCUUUCCUCAUUCUGCAAAGUUGCAGAAGGAUGGAUCGUACAGAAGAGUGAGAGAACCUCAGACGGUUUAUGUGCAUCCUAGCUCGGGCUUGUUUGGGGCGUCCCCUAAGAAGUGGUUGGUGUAUCAUGAGCUAGUACUUACUACCAAGGAGUAUAUGAGGCAUAUAACCGAGAUGAAACCUGAGUGGCUGGUUGAAAUAGCUCCACAUUACUACAAGCUUAAAGACAUAGAAGAGGCUCAGCCAAAGAAGAAAACUCAGAGCAGAAGCAGAAGCACAAAGUCCUUGAUGUCGAAGGUUGAUGAUACUAACAAGAAAGCAAAGAAGCCCUUGAUGUCGAAGGUUGAUACUAACAAGAAAGCAAAGAGGUAAUAUCUAAACCUUAGUGUUUUUCUUUACUGUUUCUGAACCAAGUUGAAAUAAUUGUGACAAUGUAUUACUUUUUCCUACAUUAAGGUUCUUAUGUGUUUGUUUAGGCACACUAUCAGUUUAUGAUAACUAAUUACUACUGUUUACAUGUUUGUGAGUUUUUCGAGUAUUAAGUGGAGAAAGGCAGAAGAAAAUCACCUGGGGAAAAAGCUGUGCCAAUCCACCUGGAAAAUUGCUCCGUUUCAAGAGAUGUUUUCGUAGCCUCAAUAGCAGUAACUCGAUGGAGAAGAUUCCGGAUGUUGUCCACCCAUGUCUGCUUAUCAGCCUUGCUCUUGCACUUGAACUUCGUUAGACCUUUCCCUGUGCUUAUUCCAAAAUAGAGCUCUCCUUCUUCUGCGUUUUGUGUUUCUUUUACAUUUUGCAGGCCCGUGACUGUCUCGCAUACAUCAUUCACAAUACCUGCGGUCAUUGGAUUUAUAGUGUAAAGCAUUAGUUGACAAAGUCCCAAGAAUUACUUGGCACCAAAAGAAGCUUUAUCUGAAAAGGUGGUACUAAGUUAGCUAAGUACCUUUGCUUUUCAUGGAGAAGGCUCCUCUAACAUGUUUGCUUUUGAUUUCUACUACGACCUGCACAAAGAGAAAAUGACCAAAAAUGUCAAAACUCCUGUAAAGUCAAUGAGUCAAUUCAUCAGUGUCAUGGUAAAGUUGUUUGCAUACAAAGAUGGAAGCAGUUCAACAGAAUCCCUCACCGUUUCGUGUGCACUGCAUUAGCUCUCCAUUACAUUCCAACUCUGAUUCUUCAACUCCCUGUGCAGAUGCUUGUUCCUCAGUGGUUGUGCUGGAGGAAUCAAUCUCAGAAGAGCAAUCAUGAGUCUCUGGUAAAGCUCUCUCGCAAGGGCUUAUAGCUGCUGCAUUGUUCUUAGCUUCCUUUGGUAGUCUUGUCCUCAAAGCUGCUUCUCCUCUCAAUGCUACAUUCACCACCAAAAUAACAUAUCUUAUUACCAAAAAACCAAACUUGGUGAUCAACUCAAUCUGCACUGGAAGUUGUAGCUUCUGAGUUUCCGACAACGUUGCAAUUUACCUGUUGCGGCUGCAGCAGUUAGAGUCAGCAAAUCGCCCGGUCCACGAACAUCGACGGCGGAUCGGACGGCAGACACGACGCGAUCGUGGCCGGCGCCGGAGAGCUCUGCUAAUUCGACGCAGUGAGAAGCUAACAGCUCAGAUGCCGAGGCCAGCGCUGAGAUCAUCUUUGGUUCCGUGAAGGCACCACCGUCUUGGUUUGCCGAAGCUGUCACGGCGGCUAUGGCCGUCGCUAGAGACGCAAUGGAGACGGCGGUGUGAAGAUGCGCGUUCUCAUAUCGAGAUUUAUCUCUCUUGCUUACGCCGGGAACCUUCCCGCCGACGAAAUCUCGGUGGUGGAACCAUUUCCCGAUGGCACUUGUUCGCCGCGGGUGAACCACGCUCGCCGGUUUUUCCGCCUGUGAAAGACACAGUUUAAAUCUCAUGGGCUUUUAACAGGUUGGAGAGUUAUAUGACUUUGGGCCUAGUAAUGUAUCAUGGCCCACAAAUAAUAACACUUAGAAAAUUCUUUUCAGUGUAUGCAGCCGCAGUAUGGUCGAAUAAAAAAUAUGAAAUGAAAUAAUGAAAUAAUUUUCACCCUUA